CUUGCGGGGGAGACGUCGUUCUAUAAUAUUUUUUCCGCUUGUAAACCAAAAAAAUAAACGCAAGUGAUCGCAAUACAAACCGUGUUUCAUAACACAAGUGUUAAGUGUUAACUCGAAGUGUAGUGUGGUGUCCGUGAUAGUGAAGGUUGCACUUAUGAUUUACAAUUGAAGUGGAUUCGACGAUGUGCAUCACAUAAUGGUCCGGAUCUCCAAUGAAAUAUUAAUGCCCUGAGGCAAUAUGAAAGUAAAAAGGAGUCUAGACGUGCGGCUAAUAGCCUUGUGCACAACUUGCAUACUGUUGCCAGCUAUAGCAUGCCCAUCUCAAUGUGUAUGUAAGUGGAAGAACGGAAAACGAUACGUGGAAUGUAUAGAAAAAGAAUUAAAGGCGAUCCCGAACGCGCUAGACUCCGAAACUCAAGUACUAGACUUCUCGGGUAACGAUCUUCAAGUGUUACAAAAAGAAACAUUUUUAAAACUUGGAUUACUCGAUUUGCAAAAGAUUUAUCUUCAAAGAUGUAAAAUACAGAAAAUAGAUAAUCACGCUUUCAAAAGUCUCGCCAAUCUAGUUGAAUUGGAUUUAUCGAAUAAUUAUUUAACUGUCAUACCAUCGACGAACUUUAUUUAUUUCCCAUCUCUAAUGAGAUUGUCGCUGAACAACAAUCCUGUGACAAGUAUAAAAACCCACUGCUUCCAACAUCUGCCCUAUUUGAAUACAUUAGAAUUGAGUGAUUGCGAGAUCGAAGUCAUAGAAAGAGAGGCCUUCUCAGGGCUACAUCAUUUGGAGUGGUUACGAUUGAAUGGUAAUAGAUUAUCAAACAUUCAAGGCGAGAAUUUAUUUCCAGAUACAUUGCGAGGAAUCGACUUGCAAAAUAAUAAUUGGAACUGCGACUGCCAUUUGAGAGAUUUACAUAGUUGGUUGUUGAAUUUCAAUAUGCCCCAUGCCGUCGAGCCAAUUUGCUCUCUUCCUGAACGGCUAAGGAAACGUACAAUAGCAAGUGUUCCUGAAGUCGAAUUAGCUUGCUUACCGAAAAUGACUCCUACGUCAGUGUUUUUAGAUACGAAUAUGGGUAGUAAUAUUACUCUGGAGUGUUUGGUUAAAGCUAUACCUGAAGCAAAAGUAACAUGGCUUUAUCAAGGGCAAAUCAUUCACAACUAUACUAGUAUGUCGACUGACGCUCGUGAUGUAUACUUUAUCGAAAAUGGUGUCAUGGACAAAAAGAGCGAGCUAUACAUAUUCAAUAUUGGUACUGACGACAAUGGAACCUAUUCAUGCGUAGCAGAAAAUCCGGCGGGAAAAUCACGUGCCAAUUAUACGCUUAGAGUUAUAGUGAAAGAGGAACCCGUGGUUAUUGUUGUUACAUUUCCUCAACGACAUUUAGUAGUUAUAGUCACAAUAGUGUUUCUUAUUAUUGUUUUAUUAAUAGCUAUAAUAGCUGUAGUUUUAUUGAAAUUCAAAACAGAUACUAAGAGUCGUAAAAAGAAAGAGAGCGGUAAAGAUGUGGCUCUAUGCAAUCAAAUUUUACCUUCAAGCCGGAGUAAUGGUACAUUACCUAAAAACAAUGGCAGUCUGAUUGUAAAUGCACAUUCCCACCAUGCUCUGCACUACACAGUGCAGACAAAUCGUGAUUACGAGUCUAGCGACGUGUAUCAAAGCAAUAACAUGAAAGGCUUUGUCGACAGGAAUCCUGACCUAAUUAGCGACGCGGAAACAGUCGCUAACAAUGCUCAAAAUGAGAACACAGUGUUAUCUGUGUACAAAGCGCAAACCGCGAAUGGCGAGGGUUUUGAAGAGGAAACCGCAUUCACCGCUCCAACAAUACCCCGACAGGUUACGUGGCAGGAUCAGCAGAAUUUAAAUAAUGUGAAUCUACCGCAGAAUGCGUUAAAUAACAUGUAUCAACAUUCCGCCGAUGUUCAUUUGAACCCUGGAUGCUUUUUAGAUAGCGAUGGUUAUCCUUAUGAUUACGGGCUUCCCAAACAUCCAUGUCGGCCCCCAAUGAUGACUAACUACUCAGUCGUUGGUCCAUUUUACCAAACAUUACCGCACAAUAGAUCAAAAGGGCAAAAGCUCGUAUGCAAAUUCGCUAAAGACACAGAAUUCAACGUGACACCACCUACGUGCCCAAAUUUCGAAUUGUUUAACGCGACAAACGUGAGACGUACUUUGGACGGGUAUCCGGUGCCACGGAACCGACAAAUCGCUUUUGUUGGUAAUGGAACAGUGUACUAUAAUGAGGAGUUUGUUCCGUCCCCGCCGGAGGGUUACAAAACAGAGCCUACUGUUCAGUGUUGUGCUCCAGCGGAGUCUUGUUCAUCUUGGGUCAGUCCUAAAGGAACAUGUGCAGUGAUGGUUCCCGUCGGAGUAGCGGAAGCUCCUGGACGGUGUUAUCAAGUGGAAACACGGUGUGUUGAUACACAAACCACAGACGCUCGUAUGCCCGGCGAGGGCACUGAAAAUGUUUUAAAGCCUUUACCACAAGUGUCGAACGCUAAAUGUGCAGCUGAUAUCUGUUCAGAGAGCCCCGACGAGGGUUACGUGGGUGAUGCUAACGACAUCUGACGACGUCGUCACAACGAUAAUGCGUAAACAGGGCAAUCUAGACGCUAAUAAAGUGAUAAAGCGACUGAAUAUAAGUAGAAUUGUACAUAGAAUUGAACACUUUGACAGUGAACGAAGCGUGAAAAUGUUUUCAGAUACGUCUGUAUGUGAUACUACAAAUGUCUUUGAAUUAAACGUAUAUCAAUAUGAUUACUUUUAUACGUAUAUUUUACGCUUCGUGUACUGUUAAUUUUUUUUUAUAUAGUGACUAACCAAAUAUCAUUCCAAAUUGUUUCUAGUCAAAACUUCAGAGCGGCUGUGUUUUUCAACUAACUUACCUCUAAUAUAUUCUAAUACUUUCUACAUUUAGCAUACUGAGUUUACAUUUUGAAGCAAUCUUACUCGUAGGACCAAGUUCUGUUUGCGAACUUUACAAACAUACACAAGUUGAUUCCACAUGUAACAGGAAGUGGGACAUGUCCCGAAUUGUAAAUGAAUGCGCAUUUCCUUAUGUUGAUCUGUCAAACUACUGUUUAGAAUGUCAUAAGUAUAAGUACACUUAAUCAAAAUGUCUUUUGUUCCGUCGUAUAUAUAAUCCUUUGUCUUUUAAAGAAACACAAAUGGGUCUAGUUUUUAAAAAAAUCACGAUAAAUACUGAAAAUUAAAAUAGGCAUAUUAUUUAUUUAUUUAUAGGAUCACCAACAUAAGACACAGCAAAGCAUUUUCAUACAAUACACGCUAGUGUAUUAUAUAGUGACAACCACAGCAUGCUUUGUGUUUGUAAAACAUUAAAAUAUUAAAUAAAUAAAGGUUAUCAAACGAAUAAAUAUAUUAAUAGUAUAUACAUAUGAUGGAACAUGUAUUAUAAAUAGUUAUUGAUUUCUUCAUACUAACAUAUAUGUGUACGUAUGUAUAUAAACCAUAUUGGUAAUAUUUUUAUGUAUGGCCCGUAAGUAAUUUGUUAAUUCACUAAUUACAAAUUUUAUUUUUGGUCUCACAUAGAAAAAUAAUCAAGCAUUGGGACCAAACAACAAAUGCGUAAUUUCCCAGAAAGAAACAUUUUACAUACAUACAUACAUAUCUGUCACGCCUGUCUCCCAUUAGGGUAGGCAGAAACAAUGGAACGUCAAAUGCUUCGAUUCAAACAAACCUCUUUCGUUUCUUCCACAUUCAUUAAUCUUGUCAUACACGCUCGUCGGUUACGGGUACUUUUAAUUUGGCCCUUCUUCAGCACGUCGCCUAUUUGGUCGACAUACGUCCGUCUAGGGCGGCCCCUACCGCUAAAUAUAUAAACCCCUAAAUAAACAAUAUUUAUUAGGAAAUGUAAAAAAAAAACCAUAAUGCUUCGAAUCUGAUGAUUACUAGAUCAUGACUGUAGACUGAAAAAAGUAAAAACUCUUUUAAAAAUUUUGUAACUACAUUACUAUACGAGUAAAUAUGAAAUAUUGUUUACGUUACUGUUAAAAAAUAUUAGAAAUAUUAAAAAAAAAAAUAUUGCUUAAUUUAUAUUUUACUUUUUAAAAAGCGUAUAAACAAACUGAAUUCUUACUCAAGUAAGUUGAAAAAUACAGUCGCAAAUGAUUUCAUACAUCAUUAUUAUGAAUUGUUUAGCAACUCUGUUUUACAUAUGUUAUUGUUUUUACACUAACAUAUUUAUAAUUUUUAAUAUUAUGUAUAUUUUUACGUUGCAUGGAAAAAUUUUAAAGUCUUAUAUUUUGGUAUUAUAUCCAAAGAAGUUUAAAAAUAGUUUUACUAAAUAAACAGUAAAUUAUCACAUCUUCAGACAUGUUUUAUCUAAUGAAUUAUUUACCAAUAUUGAAUAAGCUACCGUUAUUAAAAACCUAUUAAUAGAUACACAAUUUGAAAGGUUUCUAAAAUAGCGAAAUGACUUUAUUAAUUUUCUAGAAAAAAUAAUUAUCUCUGACUUUUGUUGAAUCUCAAAUGAAGACCGAUGUAUUUAUUGAAACGUUGACGUAGCUGAUAAAAUACGAAUUUAUAUAAAUCUAAAAUAAACAUUUAUUCAUUCAAUAUUACAGCACAAACUAACUUAAUUUAGCCGACCAAGCUACUAAGUUAAAUGUUCUGUUUAAGGAGUAAUUAAUUGAGGCAAUCUAGAACAUUUGUUUAAUUUUACACUCGAUAGCCACUGAAAAGCUUUCAUUGUCAACAAUACUACGUCACGCUGGAAAUUAGUUAAGCUUGGUUACAAUUAUAUUAAAGCACCGUCCGCACUCAUCAUAAUCGAUAAAUAACGGUCUGUAUCGUACCGAUCAGUAUCAGAAAAAAGUAAUAUCGUUACAUAUGUUUUAUGCGACGAUAUACAUAGCUGUGUUAAUAAUAAUAAUUCUUUAUUUGGAACAAAAACAUUGGUUACAAUAUUAUUGAAAAACGAUGAUAUCCGCAGAAGUAUAAAACUGUGUCGCGAAUAUCAACGCCCUCCUCCUAAUUGCAGGGUUCCAAAACAGACCAAUUAUAGCUGUCGAUGACAGGAAUAUUCAGUCUUGUCACUGUCUUACUAAUGCUCACCGUGAUUUGACUUUAAUUUUUAGCUAAGAACAUUUUUACUGCCAGCAUUAACAUUAGAAAGAAAUUGUUCGAAAUAUAAUUUCAUUAAUGAGUGAAAGAUUGAACCAUAUCUGUAUAAAAGAGAUAUCCUAUUUGGUCACCUAUCUUUCUUCGUACAUGCUAAUACAUCGGCUAAGGUCAUGAAUCGCGUUGGUAUUUGAAUAGAAAUUAUUAGUACAACUGCAUUACAGACACGGUAUCGAUUGGUACGACACUGAUUGCGACAUGUUGUCAGUUCGGCACUGACCAGUGCGGAUAUGCCUUUUCAAAAUUACUCAAAUAUAUAAACUUUGCUAAUUUCCACUAAAAAGACUACUUCGGUCAUAUAUAGUUUACAGUUAGCUCGUAAGACUGGCAACGAUUUUCAACGAUCAUUUAAACUUGUAACGUUAAUAGAUUAAUAAAAAUAUUAUAUCAAACAAUUUAACAUUAAAAAUUUGUUGUUUAUUUUUACAUUGUUUUAAUCUUUCACUUUUAAUAUUUCACUUUGAUCUUUUCAAAUUAUUUUUAUUAUCAAAUUUAAAAUACGUUAAAAGAUUUACAAUAAUCGCAAGUACAUUAAAUAAAAUAGUUUGUGUUGUAAAUGAAAAAUAAUAGACAUGUUACCAGUUUCCACUAUGCAUGUUACCAGUCUUACACUAUACCUAUACUCUUUUAACAAAUUGUUGUUGUGUUAUUUAAAACAAAAACAAAAUGUUGUGAUGUUACAAUAGCAUAGACAUAUUUUUUACUUGUAUAGAUAAUAAAUAUCUCUAUGAUUUAAAUAUCUGUAUUACUGAUACAUACCUAUUAUAAAAGGACUGAUUUCUUUUAUACCAUAAUAAUUAAAUGAUAGAAACGAAAAACUCUCUCACAUAGAAAACUUAUAUGUAAAUCUAGUAUUAGUGAGAUAUUCGAAAUGUGUACGCAUUAUAGUUCAUUAAUUUAAUAUUAAUAUUUCGUCAUAGUCGUAGAAUACU
Molecule: messenger RNA, 6063 nt
Organism: Galleria mellonella (greater wax moth)
Lineage: Eukaryota; Metazoa; Arthropoda; Insecta; Lepidoptera; Pyralidae
Exons: 2
Coding region: 239-2560 (773 amino acids)
Molecular function (GO): protein binding
Source: RefSeq, a predicted model, not a curated record